ACUGUGCCCUGGGCGUGUGUGGCGAAGGAACAUGUACUCUUCAAGAGGCCGCCCCUGGGUACGCCUGCGAGUGCCACCCUGGGUACUACGGGCCUCAGUGCCAACACCACAACCCCUGCGAGCCUGUCAACCCGUGCAACCAUAUUGGUAAAUGCCUGAACCACAGCGACGGUUCCUACACCUGCGACUGCCUCCACGGGUUCUACGGCCAGAACUGCUCGCGGAUCGACCCCUGCGCCGCCGUGUCCUCGAACCCCUGCCACAACGGGGGUUCUUGCGUCAGGUCGUCUACGAAUCCUCAAUCCCACGUGCGCCAAGAAAGUGGAGAGUACACUUGCCUUUGCCCUUUCGGCUUCUUUGGGGGCACCUGCGAGCGCCGUGACCCCUGUUCGUCGAGUCCUUGUCUCCACGGAAGCGCCUGUGCCAAUGUGACCGAUACAGAGUUCACCUGUAAUUGCACUGAAGGUUAUACAGGAGGAACUUGUGAGGUGAACAUAGACGAGUGCGGGAGCUCACCCUGUCGCAAUGGCGCCACCUGCGAGGAUGGGGUCGCCGCCUUCACCUGCACCUGCAUGGCCGGCUAUACAGGUACCCUCUGCCAAACGGAGAUCGACGAGUGCGCCCCGAGUCCUUGCCUGAGGGGGAGCUGCGUCGACAAGAUCGGGGACUUCGAGUGCGACUGCCCGCGAGGUUGGGGCGGGAAGACGUGCGAGGUCGACUUGGACGAGUGUGCCUCCUCCCCGUGCCUCAAUGGUGCCACCUGCAUUGACGGUCUGGAUGCCUUCGCGUGUGCCUGUGCCUCUGGGUAUGGGGGCAAAGUUUGCGAAGUUCCCGAGUCGUGCCCCGCCCACACCACGGUCCUGGACACGGGCGAGUUCCACUGGCCGGCGACGCGCCACGGGCAGACGGCCGCCCUGUCGUGCACCUACGGCCUCAGGACGACCAUCGGAGCGGUGCCGCCGUCAGCGAGUCCCACCGCCACCGCCGAGCCACCGCCCGCAGAUGCGUCUUCGGGGGCGUCGCACGAGGCCUCGGCUCUCUUGUCCUCGGGGGAAAUGUCCCUCGAGUACGAGGAGGACCUCGACUCGAGCCCGACGCUGCUGCCGGACUCGGACGAGUUCACGACGCAGGCGGAGUGGCAGGGCGGCCGCUUCCGCAUCAGCCGGCGGACGCGCGACGUGGCGGCGCACGCGGGCAACGUCGACUUCUCGCGCGGCCCCGCCUUCAGGAAGGACAACCCCGGGGCGAGACGCCGCCUCGUCACGUCCCGCCUGCGCGGCGCCGUCUCGAGGCGCGCGGGCCGGAGGAUGCAGCGGCGGAAGCAGCAGACGCAGGAGGAGGGCGCCCCGGACGACGCAGGGCAGGGAGCCCGGCCACCCAGGGGGGAGCAUGGGCUGGAGGGCCCGCAGCGCCCCAGGGGGAGGCCGCGCAUCAGGGGCUUCCGGGCGCAGAAGCAGGCCCCGGUGGCGCAGCCCCGCAUCGGCGAGGGGGCCGGCGGCAGCCCUUCGAGGAGAGGGCGCCAGUUCGUCAGCCCCCCCGGGGAUAUGCCGAGGAUCGGAGAGGCUCCUGACCCGCCCAGGAUUGGAGACGCCUUUGCCGAGCAGCCGAGGAUUGGCGCGAGGAUGGCGCAGCAGUCGAGAGGAGGGACCGAGGUGAUAGAGGAUUAUCCGAGGAUUGGGGAAAGUGCGUCCGAUCGCCCCAGGAUUGGAAAGAGUUUGUCCGAACAUCCAAGGAUUGGGGAAAACAUAGCGGAGCAUCCCAGGAUUGGGGAAAGUUUAUCCGAACCUCCGAGGAUUGGGGAGAGUCUUUCAGAGCCCCCUCGAAUCGGCGAGAGCCUCUCCGAGCCCCCUCGAAUCGGCGAGAGUCAGCCGGCGCCCCCCAUCGGCGAGAGUCAGCCGGCGCCCCCCAGGGUCGGCGAGAGCGCCUCCGGCCCCCCGCGGCUGAGCGAGAGAGCGUCGCAGCGCCAGAGACCCGCCGGAGGAGCGCGCGAGCUGCCCCGAAUCGGCGAGACCCUGUCUGGCCGCUCGGAGGAGAGGAUCCCCCUUCAGAGCCUCGGCGACGCGCUCCACGGCGACUCAGAAGGCGGCGAAGAGGUAGACGUGGAGCCGCAGGCCGUCAGGGCGAAGGACGGAGCUGCUCCAGGUGCCAGAUCGCCGGAAGAAACCGCUGCCCCCGAACACAGCCGGGCCUCCAGCGCCGGCGCCGGAUCCCCGAGAGCCAUCCCCGUCUUAGGUUCGGAAAUUAUGAAGCUCCAGAAGGCCGACAAGCCCGACACGACGCCGCCGCCGACCAUCGGCCCGGCCCGAAGCCACGUCCAGGCGGGCGCCGUUCGGGCCUGCGUGCUGCUCCCCAACGGCACCGUCGCGUGGCAGGAACCCGACACGGAGAUGUGCCGCGGGAAGGAGGCGCAGGCGGCGGAGAACGCGGCCAUGUCCAUCGCGACGCUGACGGCCUCCCCGGCCAGCGUGAGCUCCGCCCUGUUCACGCGGGCGGCCAAGGAGCUCGCCAAGCUGGUCGAGCACGCGCUGCACGACAGGGCGGUGGCCAAGAACAUGGUGUCCGCCAUCAGCAACAUGAUGGAGGUGAACGACUCCGUGGUGGCGGAGGGCGACAGGGACAGCAACAUCACGCAGCAGCUGGUCGGCACCAUCAACAGCUUCACGGAGAGCGUUCCUCUGGAGGUCGGCGAGAAGGUGGAGUUCAGGUCCAACAACCUCGUCGUGGAAGCCCGGAUGUUGAGGUCAGACAGCAGCGAUGCGAUUCUGUUUCAGCCGCAACUUCAGGAGACUUCGACGUCGAGGAGAAAGCGUGAAGUCAAUUCGUCAGAGACAAGUCAGCCAAAGGACUCGUACCUGAAACUCCCUCCGGCCGUUCUGUCGAUGGCGACUGGCGAGAGCGUGAGACUGGAAUUCGUGUCUUUCGGCAACGACAAAUUCUUCCGAGGUAGCCGUCCGUUGGGAAUGCCCGUGAUCACUGCCCGAAUCACGAACACGACCGUGAAAAAUCUGUCGGAGCCGGUGACGUAUACGAUCGCCGAAGCCAACACGAACGCAAACGAAUCGCUGUUUCGGCCAUCUUGUGUGUACUGGGAUGAUGCAGCCCAAGACUGGUCGAGCGCCGGCAUGGAGACCGAGACAGUGGGCGGAGUCACGACCUGCCACGCCUCCCACCUGACGGCCUUCUCGGUCCUCCUCGACCCGAUGCCCACCUCCUUGGGCGUUCACGAGAAGGUCCUGUCCAUCAUCACUUACGUAGGCCUAGCGCUCAGCACGGCGGGACUGGCGGCGACCGUGGCUACUUAUGCUAUCUUCAGGACUUUGAACCGUGACAGGAGCGGCAAAAUCGUGAUGAACCUCUCCCUGGCGCUGCUGCUCCUCAACUGCGUGUUCUUCAUCACGACCCAAGUGAAGCCCUCGUCCAUCGCCUGCACUGCUCUGGGCGCCGCGCUCCACUACCUCGUCCUCGCUGCCUUCGCCUGGAUGCUGGUCGAGGCCGCGAACAUGUACCAGCUCCUCAUCACCGUGUUCGCCUCGGCUGAGACUCACUUCAUGGCCAAGAGGGUGGUCGGCGCCUGGGGAGUUCCCCUGAUGGUUGUCGUGACUGCCUUGGCCGUCGACUACAGGGUGUACCAAGAUGAGGCGAGGGACAUCUGCGUCAUCAAUCCCAGGCAUAACGUUAUCGUGUACUAUGCUGCGUAUAUGGGCCCCAUCUGCUGCGUGCUCGCCGUCAACUGCGUCGUGUUCGUGAUGGUGACCCGCGUCCUUUGCCAGCGGCGCCCGAGGUCCCACAAGCCCCACUCCUCUUCAGUCACCCCUAAGAGGGAAGGCCCCGUCACCCUGGCGCAGGUGCGCGGCGCCGUGACCGUGGUGGCGCUGCUGGGCGUGACGUGGGUCGCGGGCGCCGUCAGCAUCGGGUGGGCGCGCCUCACGCUGCAGUACAUCUUCUGCAUCACCACCCCGCUGCAGGGCCUGAUCAUCUUCGUGGUGCGCGUGGCGCAGCACCCCGAGGCGCGCGCCGCCUGGAUCGCCCUGCUGACCACGGGCACGCUGCGCAGGCGCCCUCCGACCACGCACACGCACUCCACGCACUCCUCGGCACACACGCACUCCACCACCUCGACGCCGCCCCGCAACCACCACUCGUCGGCGCGGACCGUGUCCACGCGGGCCUCGCCGCUCAACUCGGUCAAGAAGUCGUCGUCGACCGUGCGCAACGGCUCCACGAAGCGCUCGAGGGGCGCCAGCAAGAACGGCAGCGUGUACCGCAGCGCCUCCGGCCCCAUGGACUCGGCUUCCAGGAACUCCGGCAUGGGGACGCUCUUGUCGCGCAUCGUCAGCCGCCUGAACAGCGGCGGCCUCGAGCCCCACGCGUCCCCGAGGGCGGAGCGCGGCGCCGGCGAAACCUCGGCCGCCGCCAAGACCGCCCUGCACACGAUGCCGACGGGCUGCCCGCCCCCUGCUCUGUCUCCGCAGUUGUACGAGAGCGAGGCGUUUUUUAGUCAGGCUCUGCUGGACGAGACCUACUACCAGCACAGCGCCAUGAACGGCCACGCGCAGCGCCCGCACUCGCUCGUCCUGCUCCGGACGGAGAGCCACGGGGGCGCGGCCAAGAGCCAGCCCCCCGUGGUGCCGCAGCCCUUCGUCGGCUCGCAGAUCCCCGCCCUCCUGUCGCCCAACCAGCAGCUGCAGACGCUCCUGAACGCCGGCGUGCCCCCGGCCAUGAUCCCGAGGCGGUCGCUGGGCUCGCUCAUGCUCCUGGGCGAGGGCAAGGAGGGGGACGACUCCUCGUGGCACUUCGUCAGGCCUCCUCCCGACGGCCGCAGCGACCCCAUGGACAACGACUUGCCUUACGACGAGCGGAACGACGUCGCCGCGCGCACCCCGACGGCCUUCAGGCGCACAGCCAUCCUGGAGACCUCCAAGAGGCGGACGACGACGACGACGACGGCGACGGAGAGCGGGUGCGUGGUGCUGGCCGGCCAGAGGGUGGCGACCAGGGCCUCCCCGAUCAUCAUGGCCGACGAGGGCAAGGAGGCGAGCCCCUUCUCGGCGCUGACCCGAGCCAACAGCGAAAUGCAGAUGGGCUCGCCGGCCGUGGGCGCAGCGACGCUUCGGCGAACCGCCUCCGUGUACACGCUGGGCGAAUGGGAGGACCCGAGGUCGUCGCAAGCUUGAGUUCUCAAAGGCCUUUCAUGUUCUUCAACAUCUAAAAUGUCAAGUUCUAAAACUCUUCCAAGUUCUUAAAAAGCCCUAAUAGUCCUCCGUAUUCUGAAACUCUUCAUCAAGUCCUACAAGUCCUUCCAGUUCUGAGACGAAGUUCCGUUACCACUUGAAUCCAAAGACUGUGUCCCUCAGUUCGGGAAUCUCACAGAAAAGACAAUACAGAUAAAAUGCCUUGUGAGUGCGUGUGUUUGUGUGUGUGUGUGUGUUUGUUUCUGGUUGCCUUGUUUCCGCGAGUACGUGUGUUUGUUUGCGAGGUAGAUCUUUAUAUAUAAAGUAGAAUAGUUUUCUGGAGUGUAACGAAGGCAGAUCAUACCAAAAUAACAAAUGUAAACUAGUCAUAAUACUAGAACAAGAUCAUUAGUUUAACUGAGUGAGUCAUUCCUGGAGAGCAACAUUGCAAGUAAUCAGAAAUCGACAAAAAGUGAUUCGAACCUUAAUUCUGAAAUGAACACAAGGUCACAGACAAUAUUUUCUCAUUGAAGCAUAUUUAAAAAAAACAAUGUGUUAUAAAGAUAGUCAUGUUGCAAAACUUGUCUGCAACGUGUUCUGAUUACUGCUGGACUGCCAAGGCUUCGCUAAAAUGCCGAAACCUCUCAUAUCUAGUAUUAUUUUUCAAACCAAUUUUUAUAGCCAAAUAUGUGGAAAGAUGUGUAUCAGAUUUACUAUAAUACAAACACUCCAAACUCAGUUUUGGCCAUAGCAAUUUUUUUAGUCAUAUUAUAGACGGUAGAGCAGGAAUUGUAGUUUGUAAGAUGAAUUAAUGAAAGCCAUAACGUUAUAUAACUUGACUAUAUAGUUGUUGUUACUAUAGACGCCGUCAGGAAACUCAGUGAAUUUCACUAUUUCAGAUUUCGAACUCAGAUUUUUUUUAAUUAAGAUUUUGAGGUCUGUUGUACAUAGAUUUUUUUGACAAUCUUCGAUGCGAUUUUUUGGAGCAGUCUUUUAUACGACUUGUAUUCCUGUUAUAUAUAUAAAAAAGACAGUAAAAUACUAAAGAUUUUCAGGGUCAGCAACAUAAAAAAGAAUUACUUGGUCACAACAUGUACCUCUCGUCCUGACUCUGAAGUAAGACUGAGUUUUCACGUGUAUAUGUAUGUAAAUAUGAAUAUAUAUAUAUGAACGUUUGUCUCGUCGUGAGUAUAAUCAAAAGAGUAAACAAAUUCAGUGUGCAUUUGUUUAGCAUCUGACCAGAGACUAGUCUGUUAUGCCUGAACAAGAACAUAGUUGUCAGGGUGGUGAACAUUGUGUGUGUUCCGAGGCAGUAGAAUUUCCUGUCUAGGCAAUGAUGACGUCAGAGUUUCUUUGUGCGAGAUUUUGCGAGUUUUUGCGAGGUCCUGUAUACACCUGAUAGUAAAUACAGGCCUACCUUUAAAUAUUUAUUUGAAACACCUGAAAAUAGUUUUUUUUAAGUGAUGGGGUAAAAAAGAAGAAAUAUUUAUGAUAAAUAAAACGUAUUUAUUUAAAGAGAGAGAGAAAUGAGGAAAAAAACAUUAUGUUUAGUGAUAUUUAGUUGUUUUAUAUCAAUAAUGUUGUUAUGUUAUGUUGAAGUUAUUGGUGUUCAAUAACUUUCCACAUUGCCAAGAAAGAACUACUGUGUCCAUAAUUAUAUGAAUAUUCUGCGUACGAGAAUAUUGUACACAAUAAAUAUUAUGAUACUGGU
Molecule: messenger RNA, 6882 nt
Organism: Penaeus vannamei (Pacific white shrimp)
Lineage: Eukaryota; Metazoa; Arthropoda; Malacostraca; Decapoda; Penaeidae
Source: RefSeq, a predicted model, not a curated record